Molecule: messenger RNA, 810 nt
Organism: Priapulus caudatus
Lineage: Eukaryota; Metazoa; Priapulida; Priapulimorpha; Priapulimorphida; Priapulidae
Product: 60S ribosomal protein L10-like
Exons: 7
Coding region: 82-738 (218 amino acids)
Biological process (GO): translation; ribosomal large subunit assembly
Cellular component (GO): cytosolic large ribosomal subunit; ribosome
Molecular function (GO): structural constituent of ribosome
Source: RefSeq, a predicted model, not a curated record
AGAUUGCGAGAUUUUUGGAAACAUCCGGGUAUUUCUCUUCUAAAGGUGGCGUCCAUAUAGGUCUCCGUCUACGGACUCAAGAUGGGUCGUCGACCAGCUAGGUGUUACCGGUACUGCAAAAAUAAACCGUACCCAAAGUCCAGGUUCUGCAGAGGUGUUCCAGACUCAAAGAUCCGUAUCUUUGAUUUGGGACGCAAGAAGGCUGAUGUGAAUGAUUUCCCAAUGUGUAUUCACUUGGUGUCCAAUGAGUAUGAACAGCUGUCAGCUGAAGCACUAGAGGCAGGCCGAAUUUGCGCUAACAAAUACUUGGUGAAGUUUUGUGGCAAGGAUUGCUUCCAUAUUCGUAUGAGGGUUCACCCAUUUCAUGUUGUGCGCAUUAACAAAAUGUUAUCAUGUGCUGGAGCUGAUAGGCUCCAGACUGGAAUGCGCGGCGCUUUUGGCAAGCCACUAGGUUUGGUUGCACGUGUCAACAUUGGGCAGCCAAUUAUGUCUGUGCGUGUGAAGGAGCAACACAAGGCUCAGGUCAUAGAAGCUCUGAGAAGAGCUAAAUUCAAGUAUCCAGGCUGCCAGAAAAUCUAUCUUUCAAAGAAGUGGGGCUUCACCAAAUGGGAUGCUGAAGACUACAAGCAGAUGCGGGAUGACGGUCGUGUUGCUUCGGAUGGUGUUGUUGCGAAAUAUUUCAGUGAUCAUGGUCCAUUAGCAGCAUGGAAACAUAGAACAGCAGCAGCAGCCAAGUAACUGUACUGAAAAUGGUUAUGGCGGACAUGGUUUAAUAAAUCAAGUGAAGUGAACGAGAUACGUUUGUACAAA